Molecule: messenger RNA, 1958 nt
Organism: Drosophila busckii
Lineage: Eukaryota; Metazoa; Arthropoda; Insecta; Diptera; Drosophilidae
Gene: Tpc1
Product: mitochondrial thiamine pyrophosphate carrier
Exons: 3
Coding region: 590-1600 (336 amino acids)
Biological process (GO): thiamine pyrophosphate transmembrane transport
Cellular component (GO): mitochondrial inner membrane
Molecular function (GO): thiamine transmembrane transporter activity
Source: RefSeq, a predicted model, not a curated record
GCUCAAUUACAUAUAUUGCUGCUAAAGACAAUUAAUAGAAAGCUGCCUACUGCUUCAUUGAAGUGCUAAAUAAUAAACGACAGCACAAGCCCACAUACAACUUGACUUUGACUGGCGUGGCCUGCACUUGACGUAACUUUGGGCCAAGUUUGUUGUGAAUGGUCGAAAAGUGUUCGGAAACCUGUUUGCAAGGUGUUUCGCAUAAACUGCAGCAGCAGCAGCACUCUGGGCGGCAAAGCAUAAAGCGUCAGACACACAAACACAGACACGUGCAUAUAUACAAAAGCAAUCGGCUCGGCAAAAGAAAGUUUUGACGCAAUCGAAUGGCCGCUGCUUGUAAUUUGUAAUGAAGAAGCGUCGUCGUCGUCUGGAGUUAACAGUUAGCGCUGCACUCUGCCAGCGGACAGUUGUGGACGACAAGUUAGUGGAUAUUUAAAAUAUUUCAGAAAUGCCAUUGAAGACGCAGCCGCAGCCGCAGCAAUAAAAAGUGAAAUCAGCACACACAAACACACAGCGCAUACAUAUACAGAAACGCCAGUGGAAGCCAUUGACUUAUAUUUUGGCAGCUUGAAGCGACAGUGUUUGCGUUAUGACGCCUGCGGUAACAAGUGGCGGCAGUGGCGCUGCCACGCCCACAGUGAGCAAUGUUGGCACGCGCCGCAAGCACAGCACGCGAGAGCAACUACACCAGAUUGUGGCUGGCGGUACGUCGGCGGCAAUAACACGUUCCACUUGCCAGCCAUUGGAUGUGCUCAAGAUACGCUUUCAGCUGCAGGUGGAGCCGCUGCGAGCCACAGGUGCACCACUUGCUGGUCAAGUGCUUGCCACCUCCAAAUACACAUCCAUUAGUCAGGCGGUGCGCACAAUUUAUCGCGAAGAGGGCUUCUUUGCUUUCUGGAAGGGUCACAAUCCGGCGCAAGUCUUAAGCAUUAUGUAUGGCAUCUGUCAAUUUUGGACAUAUGAACAACUGAGCCUGCUGGCCAAGCAAACCAAUUACCUCAAGGAUCAUACGAAUCUAUCAAAUUUCAUUUGUGGUGCUGCGGCGGGUGCUGCCGCAGUUAUUAUAUCUACACCAUUAGAUGUGAUACGCACACGACUGAUUGCGCAGGAUACGAGCAAAGGAUAUCGCAAUGCCACGCGUGCUGUUACGGCCAUAGUCAGGCAAGAAGGAGCACGUGGCAUGUAUCGUGGCUUAUCCUCAGCUCUACUACAAAUUGCGCCGCUAAUGGGCACCAACUUUAUGGCCUAUCGCCUGUUCAGUGAGUCGGCCUGCAACUUCUUCGAGGUGGAGAAUCGCAGCAAGCUGCCGACUUGGACGCUUUUGGUGCUAGGCGCCUCAUCGGGCAUGCUGUCCAAGACUAUAGUAUAUCCCUUUGAUUUAAUCAAAAAGCGUUUGCAAAUUCAAGGCUUCGAACGCAAUCGUCAGACCUUUGGGCAGACUUUGCAAUGCCGUGGCGUCUGGGAUUGUCUGCAGCAAACGGUGCGGCAGGAGGGCGUUCGUGGCUUAUACAAGGGCGUGGCUCCCACGCUGCUCAAGUCAAGCCUAACGACAGCCUUGUAUUUUAGCAUUUACGACAAACUUAAGCAGGUGCGAUUCUAAAGAUUCGCAUCGGAGCACACAACUCUACUAUACAAUAGUUUAGGUAAUUGCAACAUGGAAACGCACAGAAUCUAUUUUUUAUAUAUGCAAUUUACAAUAUGAAAAACGACGCUGUUAAAUGAUAUUAAGCAUAGUUUCGUUGUUAUUUAGUUACGGGUUUUUGUUGUAUGCUAAUAAGGAACAUAAAAUACAAUACCUUAAUUUAUAAGAUAUGCACACGAAAAAAUAAAAUACCGUGCAUAAUCACAGUAGUAAUUACGCCGUUAUUUUAUUUUUAAAUAAAUUAACUGACGACCUAUUUUAUAAUUUCAAAACACACAUCCAUGGGCGUACCCAAGAGAGAAAAAUUGGGACGCAG